Molecule: messenger RNA, 2480 nt
Organism: Manacus vitellinus (golden-collared manakin)
Lineage: Eukaryota; Metazoa; Chordata; Aves; Passeriformes; Pipridae
Gene: EXD3
Product: exonuclease 3'-5' domain containing 3
Exons: 20
Coding region: 147-2480 (777 amino acids)
Biological process (GO): nucleobase-containing compound metabolic process
Molecular function (GO): nucleic acid binding; 3'-5' exonuclease activity
Source: RefSeq, a predicted model, not a curated record
GCAGCUCCGUGGUGGCAGUGGGACCCCCCAGGCAUCCCUCAGCAGUUAACGCCUUCACCGUCCUUUGGGAAGCAAGAGCUUGGAGUGCCAUCUCUGAGUUUAGACCUCCAACCUCAGCAUCCUGAUCUGGUGCCGCCUUCGGGAGGAUGAAUCAGGACAGUGACUCAAGUGAUCAGCCCACAGGCCAGGACCCACUCCUGUUGCUGAAAACCCUUCAGCUUCUCUGGACAAAGCAAGAGCUGAGGAAGCAGCUCAAGGAAGAAAUCAGGCGGGGCUUUGCCGGACUGGAGGACCCUUUGGCAGGACUCCUGGCCAUGCUGGAGAACAGCAGUGAUUGGAAGGGGAAAGGGCAUUCCCUGGGGUAUUACAUCACCACAGAGCUGCAGCUUUGGAUAAAAGAGCAUCCUGCUGUUCCACAGUCUGGCAUCCAGCUGAAGAAGCUGCAGGCCCGUGUGCUCAGAAUCCUCUCCCAGUGCCCAGCUAAUCUGCUUGACCCCCUGAUCAGCAUUUACCAGCUCCACACAGCAGACCGGAACUAUUUGCUUGAACAUGUCAGUCAUCUUUAUCUCAAGGGCGAUUACAAAGAGGCAGCCAUACUGAGUAUUAAGCUGAAAUUACAGCCAGAUCAAGAUGUGGAGAAGAUGUGCAUCCCACUGCUGCUCCAGGAUAAAGCCAAUGUGGUGGAAGAUUAUGUGGGAGAAUAUCCUGAGCUCCAGAGCAAGCUCCUGCAGAUCCUGGACUCGUGGUGUGAACCUGGUGUCAACAUCAGAGACAUCACAAGACCAUAUCAAGGCUUGUCCAGAUACAAACCAGAAAAAUUUAACCACAGAACACUCAGCAAGCUGGUCUUCAGGCUCCUGGACAGAUUCCACGUAGAUCCAGCCCUCUGCCCUAAUGUCGUAAAUCAGCGGCACUUGAGAACCCUGAACUACCUCUUUUACAAGAGAUUUGUUGAGAAAACCAUGACUGAGGAGAACUGGGCAGAUCACGUUCAGAGCACAGCUGGGGACAGUCGCUGUCUCCAGGGGCACCUGGUGCAGCUGCUGCUCCGGCACUGCCCCGGGCGCGCGGCGCGGUGGGCGCGGCACUGGGGGCUGCCCAUGGACGUGCUGCCUCCCGGCCUGGCUGAGGAGCUGCCAGAGCUUCACACCCAACAGAGGGUAGAAGAGGCCACAAAAGCAGAUAAUUAUGAAGACUGUAAGAAGAAGGACUGUUACCAGCUUCCUAUUUCACGGGAAAAUAUUCACUUCCUACAGACAUGGGAAGAGACACUGCAGUGCUGGGAGAAGGUGCUGCAGCCUGGGCAGGUGGUUGGCGUUGACAUGGAGUGGAAGCCUUCCUUUGGCAUGGUGGGGAAGCCCCGUGUUGCCCUCCUCCAGAUGGCAGUGAAGGAUGAGGUGUUCCUGUUGGACCUGCCACGGCUCCUCGAGCAAGCUGAGCUGGAAGGGGAGAAGGAGAAGGAGAAGCUCCCCCGAUUCAUCCAGAUGCUCUAUUCAGAUGCUGCCAUCACUAAACUAGGUUAUGGGAUGUCUGGAGACCUCAGCAGCCUUGCAGCCACUUGUUCUGCUCUGAAAGACAUAGAGAAGCAACUGCAUGGUGUGGUGGAUCUACUCACAGUGGACAAACAACUGCAGAAGGGCUGCAGUGAGUGGAGGAAGGACGGCCGGAAGGUUGAUGGACUGUCCCCGGAGCACAGCCACGAGGAGAGAGGGGUCAGGCAGCAGGAGAAGGGACUCAGCCUCCUGGUGCACCAUGUGCUGGGGAAACCUCUGGAUAAAACGGAGCAGCUGUCAAACUGGGAGAAACGGCCUCUCCGGGAGGAGCAGAUCCUCUAUGCAGCCUCCGACGCGUACUGUUUGCUGGAGAUCUACGAGAGGCUCUGCAGGGACCCAGAGAGCUUUGGGCUGAGCUCAGACCUGAUGGAGAGUCUAGUGGGAAAACGGAGCAUAAAACCCAGGGCAAAGAAGCAGCUGAAUAAACAAGAAGCACUGUCACCUUCUGGACAGCAAUGCCAAGGAUCCCAGAUGGAGACCUCCCGUGCCCCUGCCCCUGUGUCCCCCAGGGAGUUCAGCGUGGUCUGUGACAACAUGCUGCAGGGCCUCGGGCGCUACCUGCGCUGCCUGGGUGUGGAUGUCCGGAUGCUGGACAACGAGGAUGACCACAGGAAAGCUGCUGAGAUUGCCCGACAGGAAGGCAGAGUCAUUUUAACCUCUGGACUCCCAUAUCAGACUCUGCAGUCCCAGGUGGGAGAAGGAAGGUGUUUCUCUGUGAACUGCUCAGAAAAGGCAAAAGAACAGGCCCUGCAGGUUCUGAAGCACUUCAACGUCCAGGUGUCCCUGAGUGAUAUCUUCAGCCGCUGCCAGGCGUGCAACUGCGACAAGUAUCUGAAGGUGCCCCGGGAGAGGAUGAGGCAGCUGGUGGAGGGCAGCAGGCAGGCGUCGCAGGAGCCUAGUGCAGGUAAGCUGGGAGUGAUGGUCUGA